AUGAAGGACAGUUCCAUAGCCGCUGUGUUUAAUGACACUAGAACUGGUCGUUUGGUGGUUUGUCUCAAGAAUGAUAGAACUGCUGUAGGCUCCUUGGGCGUGUGGGUUGGGGAUAAUCCAUUCGACUUUGUGAUGCCUAUCACGUUGUGCCAAGUCAUAUUACUCGUUUUACUCUCAAAAGGGUUGCAUUAUAUCCUCAGGCCAAUACAUACUCCCAAGUUCAUCUGCUCUAUCAUCGCUGGAGUUCUGCUGGGGCCAACAUGCUUAGGGAACAUUAACGAAUUGAUGCUGGGGGCUAUGUUUCCGCAAAAACAAUCUUUGGUUUUGAAUACGUUGGCCAAAAUAGGCACUAUUUAUUGUGUGUUUCUCACAACUCUGAAAAUGGACGUAACGACAACAUUAAAAGCAGCAAAAAGAUGUUGGCAAUUCGGCGUGUUUCCCUUCUUCGCUUCUUUCUUCGUCACAGCGACCUUGUUGUCUUCGUAUUCGCCCAAUGGCGCUGAUAUACACAGAAAACAAUUGUCUUUAUACAACUUCCCCAACGUCUUCACCCUAAGUAGUUUCGCUGUUAUAUCAGAAAGCCUGUUGGAACUCAACCUCAUGGCCACGGAACUGGGCCAAAUCGCUUUGUCUUCAGCCAUGAUCAGCGAGUUAUUGCAAUGGAUUACGAUGGAACUCCAGUUCAACACAAACUUGAGCAUAGACUUUUUUCUUGUCUUCUUGACGGGUGCAUGCGGAUUCGGUGUGUUGUGUCUUCUUAUUGUGAAGCCACUGGUGAACAUUGUUGUUGAGAGAACACUACCGGGGAAACCAAUGAAAGAAGCAUACGCUGUGUUGAUACUUCUGGGGCCACUUGUUAUGGCAGCUAUUAGCGACAGCUUUGGGAUAUUCUUCGUUAUGGGACCUCUCCUCUAUGGUUUUGUUCUUCCCAAUGGACCCCCCGUGGCUACAACAAUUAUAGAGAGGAGUGAAUUGAUAGUCUCUGAGUUUUUUAUGCCUUUCUUCUUCUUAUUUGUUGGCAAAAGAACAAAGUUGACUGGAAUUCAUGGCCAUUGGAAGGUGGCUCUCACAGUUCAGGCUAUCUUAUUUCUGGGAUGCGUGGUCAAGGUGAUCGCAUGUGCCAUUAUUUCUCCCACGUAUAAAAUUAAGCCCAAACAUGGCGUCGUGCUUGGCCUCAUUUUGAACGUCAAGGGUAUAGUGGAACUCAUUUUUUACAGUAGAAUGAACAAACUCGGGGUAAUUGAUACAGAAGUAUACUCUGUAGCGGUGAUGUAUGUGGUGAUGAUCACAUCACUUUGCAUACCCUUGAUCAAAACCCUGUACAGGCACCGUCGCGUGUGCAUAACGCCGAGCAUACAAGAAGGGCGUGUGAGAACAAUUCAAAACUUCAACGGAAACACAGAAUUCAACAUCGUUCCGUGCGUGCACACGGAUCAGCAUGUGCGCAGCAUGAUUGCCCUAAUAGAGGCAUGCAACCCAACCACGGAAAGCCCCAUCAAGGUCUACGCGGUCCAUCUCAUUGAGCUCUUCGGCAAAAGCACACCCUUUCUUCUUCCCAUGACCAGGAGCAACAGAAAAACUUUUUCCGUCAACUACCCAAACACCACCCACAUCUUGCGUGCCUAUGAGAACUACACCAACAACUCAAGUGGUCCUGUAAAUGUUCGUCCAUACAUCAACGUUGCCCCAUACAGAAACAUGCACGAAGCAGUUUGUAACCUCGCGGAAGAUAACUCUGUGCAUCUCCUCCUUAUUCCGUUUCACCUAAAUGAUCAGAGUCUUGCAAGCCACGUGGCCAUCAGCAUGCGCGAGCUCAACGCAAAUUUUGUUGCUAACUCAUGGGGCACGUUGGGGAUUCUUGUGGAUAGAUUCUCCGUGCUGAGUGGGAGUAGCUCCAACUUGUCUUUUCAUGUGGGUGUCUUCUUCAUCGGCGGAAAAGACGAUAGAGAAGCAUUGGCGUUGGGAAUUCGAAUGUUGGAACGCGCCAACACGCGAGUGACCUUGUUCCGGUUUGUUUUUCCAACCAAAGGAGAUUCCAGGUUUGGGAUAUAUGGAUUUGUGGGAAAUGAAGAGGAUACGUUAGAGAGAACGUUGGACGAGAGUUUAAUAGAUGAGUUUACUGCCAAGAAUGAUUAUAGCAGUGAUGUGAUUAAAGUUGUUUACCAUCCGGUUGUGGUUGAAGAUUGCAUACAAGUGUUGGAAGCUAUUCGGGGAAUGGAGAGCGACUAUGACCUUGUGAUGGUGGGGAAGCGACAUAGCAUGGGGGAUUUUAGGGAAGAAGAAAUGUCAACUUUCAUGGACAAUUCGGAUCAGUUGGGAAUUGUGGGGGAUAUGUUGGCAUCCAGUGAGUUUUGUCAUGGAAAAGCUCCUGUCUUGGUGAUGCAAUGUGGUGAGAGGAGGGUAAAACAACUAGAAAAGCUACGCCAUGGUCACGUCUCCCUUUAA
Sphenostylis stenocarpa is the source of this 2445-nucleotide messenger RNA. The record is from the annotation of a GenBank genome assembly. Lineage: Eukaryota; Viridiplantae; Streptophyta; Magnoliopsida; Fabales; Fabaceae.